AUGGCACAGUCCAAGAAGGGAUCAUCAUCAUCAUCAUCAUCAGCAGCAGCAGCAGCAGGCAAAGGGUUCACUCGUCGCUGCGCAUCACUGGUGAAGGAGCAACGUGCCAGGAUCUACAUCCUGCGACGCUGCGCCACCAUGCUCCUUUGCUGGUACAUCCAUGGAGAUGAUUAA
Messenger RNA from Dioscorea cayenensis subsp. rotundata (Guinea yam), 174 nucleotides. RefSeq lists its product as uncharacterized. Lineage: Eukaryota; Viridiplantae; Streptophyta; Magnoliopsida; Dioscoreales; Dioscoreaceae. The transcript has a single exon. The record is from RefSeq and is a predicted model, not a curated record. Gene Ontology annotation, biological process: negative regulation of cell population proliferation. Bases 1 to 174 code for a protein of 57 amino acids.